Messenger RNA from Sorex araneus (European shrew), 989 nucleotides. RefSeq names its product chromosome 2 C19orf53 homolog (gene C2H19orf53). Lineage: Eukaryota; Metazoa; Chordata; Mammalia; Eulipotyphla; Soricidae. The transcript is spliced from 3 exons. The coding region runs from base 487 to 837 and encodes 116 amino acids. The record is from RefSeq and is a predicted model, not a curated record.
UCUGCCCUUCUCUCUCCAGCCAAAGCUCUUGAAAGCUUUGGCUGGAGAGAGAUUUAUCUGGAUUACAUAGAUUUGGGGGCAUCCUUGAAAGUUUGCACAGGCGAACACUUCAGGUGAGCACUUAAUGUGUCCUUAAUCCUAGUGUGAAUCUUACAUGGAAAGAACGUAUAACAGUUUGCAUUUUUACAAUGUGCCCAGCAAAUGUUAAGCUUCUGGUGGGGGCAGCAGGGUGGGGUGUACUACCUCCAGUGAUGCUCAGAGCUUACUCCUGGCGUGGCUUGGAGAUCCUAUGGGGUUUAUAGGAUCUGCCGUGUGCAAGGCAGUCACCCACCCCCUGUCCUAUCGCUCCGGCCCCCAUGGAAAUGUUCAGCUUUUCCUGAAUACCUUUCCAGUUUGGGCCCAUCGUUAGAUGAGCAGCUACUGGCCCUUUAACUCGCCACGCAUAUCCCAUGAGACUUUGCGCCACCUGCCUCCUUAUAGCCCAUUAUGCCUUGCGCCUCCCAGCAACCACCUCACUCAGCGCCCACUUCCGGCCCCGCCUUUUCCGGCGCCUGCGCUACCAUGGCGCAGGGACAGCGCAAAUUCCAGGCGCGAAAGCCCGGCAAGAGCAAGGGCGCGGCCGCCGCGGAACGCACCCGGGGCCCAAAGAAAGGCGGUCGUGUCAUCGCUCCUAAGAAGGCGCGCGUGGUCCAGCAGCAAAAGCUCAAGAAAGACCUGGAGGUGGGGAUCCGGAAGAAGAUCGAGCAUGAGCUGACGAUGAAGGCCAGCUCCAGCCUACCCAAGAAGCUGGCACUGCUGAAGGGGAUGCCUGGCAAGAAGAAGGGGGCGUCCUCCUGACCGCUGCUCAGCAACAGCUCAGACCUUUCAGCGUAGCGGACACGGACUCCCCAAAGCCGCAGGCCACACCCCAGCCCAGCCUAGCCACUCUAUGGGGAGUGGCGCGGGUACAUUCUGUGCCCCAAUUCACAAUAAACUCCCUUUUUCAUUCC